UGCUUCAUUGCCAUUUUUAGACACUUUUUUAGUGGACACUAAUUGAGGACUGCCCCCCUGAGAGCCCCCAAGUGAUACGGUCCUGCAUGGUGGGUUGUGAAUGGCCGGGUGAGCGCCAGUCUGUCUGUGUGUGCUGUGAGAUACACGGUCCAUCCUCCACACUCCAGGCCCAGUCUAUUUAUACAGUAGAUAACCUACGACACACAGCUGAGGGCAGGCCAGCUGGCAGUACAGAUAUGGGUUAUCAGUUGAUGGUGGCGUUGCUGCUCAGUGCUGGUGCAGUGCUGACUGAAACCUCCGAGUAUCGCAGUGUCAUUGAACGUGUUGUUUAUCAGUACCCCGGAAGAGUGCUGGGUGACUGGGAACUGCCAGAAUGUGGGGAAUACAGUGUGUGCAGUGUGAUGCGACUGCGGUUCUGGCGGGCACCCACCAUCCACCGCCUGUGUCGCUGCGUGCAGGGCAGGGAGUGUCCUUGGCAGUGGGGUCAGACACAUGACCACUUCAGUAUGGCACUGGAUAACCGUUCACAGCUCAAGUUCUGCCAGAGGGUGACAGAACUGCCCCGGUGCUCCCCGAAGCAGACUGGUAUUGUUGUCUCAUCACGUCAGAACGGCGAUGACGAGCAACUCGUAACCGAAGCUCAUUGUCACUGUCGCUGGCCUGCGUACUGGCAGCUGCACAAACACUUCUACCGCAACUACUUCAACGGCUCUAUCGUCAGUGAUAAUUACUUUCGUUGUGCCGAGUUGAUGAAAUGCAAACGGCACGACUUCUGUGGACAUGUGGUCACAGACACUUUCUCCACCUACUACCAGUGCUCCUGCCCUGUCGGCUCACUCUGUCUCAACCGUGACCGCACACAACGCAACGUCACCGAACUGCUCUACUACGGACCCACCUACCGCGCGUACUGCCUCCCCACAUCUCCAUCCACAGUCUGAUAUUACUCAGGCCCCAUGUCACAGCAGUUCCUAAUUAGUUGUUAGGACAUCAAUAUUUAUUUAUUAUUUUUAUGUCUAGUGUCAUGUUAAACCAUAAAAAAUUAUAUAUAUAUUCUGGAAA
Homalodisca vitripennis (glassy-winged sharpshooter) is the source of this 1062-nucleotide messenger RNA. RefSeq names its product kappa-scoloptoxin(11)-Ss1a-like. The record is from RefSeq and is a predicted model, not a curated record. The coding region runs from base 87 to 941 and encodes 284 amino acids. The transcript is spliced from 4 exons. NCBI's taxonomy places the organism in Eukaryota, Metazoa, Arthropoda, Insecta, Hemiptera, Cicadellidae.